This is a messenger RNA of Pundamilia nyererei, 780 nucleotides long. It is a transcript of the gene rln3a, whose product is annotated as relaxin 3a. The record is from RefSeq and is a predicted model, not a curated record. Gene Ontology annotation, cellular component: extracellular region. The transcript is spliced from 3 exons. Gene Ontology annotation, molecular function: G protein-coupled receptor binding; hormone activity. Lineage: Eukaryota; Metazoa; Chordata; Actinopteri; Cichliformes; Cichlidae. The coding region runs from base 270 to 713 and encodes 147 amino acids.
AAUGUCACUGGUCCAGUCUCUCUUCUUCAAUUCACCUUUUGGCAAAGAGCUAACAGGAUGAGUAAUUUCCUGAAGAAAAGGUCUCCCACUGUAUCUCCUGUUCAGAUCUGUUCUUCUCUCAGAGGAGGCCUACAUGCGCAGUAUGCAUCUCCUCCUUUUCAGGGGUUCAAACACCUUUAUAAAGCACGCCUGGGUCAUCUAAAAAGUCAUUGCUUAUGCAAAGAGCGAGUUAAACCAAAUAUUCUCCUCCCACUUCUUGCCUCGCGACUAUGUGGAAAGCUGUGGUGCUGGCUGUGUGUCUGCUUGUGGCUGGCGUUCAGCCCAUGGAUGACCCAGCGUAUGGGGUGAAGCUAUGUGGCCGCGAGUUCAUCCGGGCGGUCAUCUUCACCUGCGGGGGUUCACGAUGGAGACGGUCACUCAGGAGUUCAGAUGCUUCAGAGGACCCCUUCACCUCCCCUCAGGAUGAACUCUCAGAGGGCUUGAAUCACAAUUUUGCGGUGGAGAGUCUCCUUCAGAGAAACACAGAUCCAAGCUCCGCAUCCAGAGACAACCAGGAGGGAGCGUUCAGCCGCUCCACCCGUUCAUUCAUCACCGAAGAGAUACUGGAGGCGCUUCGCAAAGCUGACCGCAAAGGCCGCGAUGUGGUGGUGGGUCUCUCCAACGCCUGCUGCAAGUGGGGCUGCAGCAAGAGCGAGAUCAGCUCUCUCUGCUGAGGGUCGAUAUAUGCAAUCUGAGCGCGCUGCCUGCCAGGCAUGUUGUACACCUUAAUAAACAAACAGA